Molecule: messenger RNA, 5832 nt
Organism: Thermothelomyces thermophilus ATCC 42464
Lineage: Eukaryota; Fungi; Ascomycota; Sordariomycetes; Sordariales; Chaetomiaceae
Exons: 3
Coding region: 1-5832 (1943 amino acids)
Biological process (GO): positive regulation of autophagy; negative regulation of TORC1 signaling; intracellular signal transduction
Cellular component (GO): GATOR1 complex
Molecular function (GO): GTPase activator activity
Source: RefSeq, a predicted model, not a curated record
AUGCCUUCGCGCAAUGCCUCGUCGGCUGCAAUGCCGGGGCCGCAAGCAGCGAAGGGGGUUGGGGUUCCGAAGUGGCCCAAUCAUCUCCGACACUUCGGCCGCUACGGCCAUGACCGCACCCCCGAGCACGCCUACUCCAACUCGCCCGGCGAUACCGCCUCGAGCAGCUCCACCAUUCGGGAACGCCCCUCGUCUCGGCUAUCUUCCCGCCUGCGCGCCGAGCGACGAUGGACCGUCACCGUCAACGAGUCGUUUGCCCGUGACGAGGUCUUGUUGAACCUCGAUCUGAUGGGCGUCGGCGACGACAUCACCCCGGGCAGCCUUGUCGCUAUCGACGUGGUCAAGGCCGACUCGGAGAAGCCGCUGCAGAACCCGCACCACGGCCGCAGAGAUGGGGGCGCUGCUUCCUGCGCUACCGACAGGCGCUACAUCUGCGUCGCCAAGGACAUGCCCAGGGAGCUGAAGGCGCGGUACGCGACCGUCGAGGUCUACGUCGCAAAACACAUUGCCGACGCCUUCGGCAUGAAGAAGGGCACCCAAGUCACCGUGACUCCGAUCGACGCCAACAACCCGGCCAUCGAGGCUUCCCACGUCGAGCUCUGCUUCAAAGACCAGUAUCUCUCCCGGGCUGACAUGUGGCGCCUGGCCGUGGGAGAGCUCGCCCAGAGGACCGUCUACAAGGGCCAGAUGGUCCUAUUUCUGGGCACCGUCAAGGCUCAGGUGACCGCCGUCUAUGUCGAUGGCCGCAAGGCGCAGUCUGCCUUCUUUGGCCGCGACACGAAGCCCGUCUUCCGGAGCGAGUCGGCCCGCUACGUGCUCUUUAUCCAGAUGGCCCGCGAGAUGUGGGACUUUGACCCGGAUGGUUCUGGCGAGAUCAUGUUCAACAAGGUUGUAAACGGCUUCCUCCCCGCACUCUUCAAGAAGUGGGCCGCCCUGAAGGUGAAACACCUCGUCACCAUCGUUCUCUUUGCCCGCGUCGAGUACGACACGGGCAUCUCCACCGAGCUCGCGAGUGCCUCUGUCCACCAUGACUACUACACCGGCGUACAGCCUUCGGAGGACCGCCGCCCUUACAAAGAUUUCUAUCGCGUUGUCGUCAGCGAGAUGGGCAGCGGAGAGUGGACCAAGAUCCUGCAUCAGCUCAAGCGUGAGUUCAACUACUUCCGCAAGGACAUCAGCACAUACCAUCAGAAGGCGAUGGGACCCUCCGUGCCGGGGGCCGAGUCCGGCGAUCGGGAAGUGCUGGGGAACAGGAUCAAGGCCGAGGCGUCACGCGCCAUUCAUGGGAAUUUCCUCGAGGCCAUCAACAUGGCCUCCUCCCUCUUCGCUCAUGACUAUAUCGACCGAGACCUGACCAGGACCGGCGUCUCCGUGGUUGUCAUCAGCCCCGGUCCUGGCGUCUUUGAAGUCGAGUACGAGGCCCUCCGCCGCACGACCGAGGCGCUCGUGGGCAACGGUAUCGGCAUCGACCUGAUAUGCAUACCCAAGGUUCCCCUGCAUUCCGUACCCCUUUUCCGAUAUCGCAACCCACAUCCGCCGGCGCAUGCCCAGCGCAAGGCCAAGGUCGACCUCAGCCAAGGGAGCACGCCCAAGCAGGGAACACUUACGUUCGGGAGCUACGGCAGCCUUGCCGGCUCCUACUCGCCAAGCAAGAAGAUGGAUGGCUCGCGCCAUGGCGAACCAUCCGGCCCUCCUUCCUCCCAGGACGAGUGGGUGUCUGCCAUACCGCAAUGGCUUCACGUCUCUUACUGGACCGGGGCCUCUGAAGAGGAGCUGUCUUACCAGGGCAUUGCUCUAUCCGUCUCGGACGCGGCGCAAAGCCGGUCUCGCGACGAAUUCCCUAUCCGCUGCCGCAUGUACGACCUGCAGAUGAGAAGCGUCAUGGAAACAAACGAGAUCGAGACCAAGCCGCUGCACACGGAUCCCUGCUUCCCGCUCGGCGCAGUCCUUGCCAGCCAGAUCCCCGAACCGCAAUUUGACCACGAUGGCAAUGUCAUUGUUCGGAACACCCGCCCCCCGGAAACCCUGUUCGACCACGUGUUCGGCUUUCAGAAGUUCGCCCCCGAUCGGCACAGCAAGCCCGGCGAGAAGUCGCUAUGGAAGCAGUUGCAAGAGUACGACGACUGUAAAGCGCGCCGGCCGUCGCACCAGAGUACCAGCCAUCCCAGACGAUCCCGAGACCAUGAGGAUACCCCUAGGCGGCAGACAAUGGACGAUGCAAGCCUGUUGGGAACCUCCUUUACAAACCGCCGGUCCUCGACGGCAACUCACCAGACCCUGCCCGAACUUUCACCUUAUCACCGCCCUGCGUCUCAGACAUUAGAUGCCCCCCCGCCUGGCAGCCAUAAGCCGGGCAUGAACACUAGUAGUUCUAAGAAGUUCGAGUCCAUGGCGCCCUCGUCGUCCCCGAAGCCGCCCAAGUUCAUGCGUCACAUUAGCCUCGGUAACCGGGGUUUCGGGAUUGCCGCUCCCAAGGUGGCGACGGCAGAGGUGGUCAAGGAGAGCGUGGGUGCGUCCAAGACGGUGACGCCGUCUCGCAGUUCGCAGGACCUACGGAUGACUCCAUCCAAAGCCGGUCAACGCCCCUCGUCCUCCCGUGGGUUGAACCCAGGAACGCCCGCUUCCACAACACUUUCACAGCCCGGUCUUUCGCCCUUCUCGUUUGCCGCCGGCCCUCAGUUUCCCACGGACUCGCCGACCCGGCCUAUCGUAAUCAGGAACCGUUCACUCGAGCCUGCCGCAAACAUGCUUUCCGGUUCACUCCUCGGGACGACGCUCCGGCCGGAGCUGGAGGGCCAAGACCGCGACUUUCAGUAUUCCAACGCUAUCAGGGCGGAAGACGCCAAGAAACUCUACAACUCCAAACUUCUCGCUGGGGCUAUACCGGAAUUGCCAGCUACCUUGUCCCCGAGGACCGCUCUCUCGCCCUGGCUUACGCUGCUUAACCCGUCCAACCCGGACACGAACGAUGUCGACGUGGCCACGCUAUACAGCCGUUGGCAGCACGUCUUCCCGAGGCCCCAGGAAUUGAGGGUCAUGAAAUGGAAGAGUCUGUGCUCUCCCGCCGCCGUGCCGCUCACGACAGAGUACUUCCCCUCGAAGACGCAGUUUGAGACGGAAUACGAGCGCCAGCCCUACAACGUGUCGCAGGACCUAGACGACGAGCUUCAGGAGGAGCCGAGGUCGCGUGAUGAACUAUUGCGCGAGCUGAUCGGCCUCCGGUUCUCCCAAGGGUUUCAGAUCGUUGUUGGCCCGGCCGUCGCGAGGGCUUUUGGUCAGAAGCAGAUCAAAAUCGCCGACAUCUUCUCGCGGGACCACGUGAUGGAGGACGGCAUGAGCAUCUUCAUGACUGUCGGCAACACCAUCCACCAGCUUUCGUGCGUCAAUGGAACCGAGGUCGAGGUGAACAUUUUUGUUCGGAAACCGACCGAGCCCCUCUCGCCGUCCUACCCCGCGCCCCCGCGAUACAAGCCGGCGGUCCGGACCCUCCUGGAUAGCGACUACACGACGAGCGAGCUCGACCUUGUCCCACAGAGAGUGGAGAGGAACUGGAACUACAUCGACGCGUUCGUCGCAGGCCACAACAACGAGUUGACGGAGCAUCUCCGGUUCUGGCGUGCUAGGUUUGUCCUGAUUCCCAUGACGGGCCGACGCUCGUCUGUGCCGGGGAUUGAGACCGGCGACAGCGAGGAGGAGAUUCGGAUCGAAGGCAUCAGGAAGCUCGCUCAGAUGUGGCAGAGGCACCGCUACAUCCCUCCCGGCGAGCGGCGGCUCCAGGGCGCAGGCGCCCGCGCGAAGAAAGACAUGAACCCGUUAGAUAUCAUCUACAAGACCGAAGAUGCCUCCGUGGUCAUUGCGGCCGAGCUCGAGACGCUGCCCCUCCUGGAGGGCCCGGACCGGAAAGGCCAGCUGGUGAGGAGCCGCCAGCAGUUUUCCAAGAAGAACCUGAACCUGGCGGCGCUCGCCGAGGCAAUCCAACAACCGGUGGAGAACGGCGGAGUCAGGAUGCAGAACCGUAGGUGGCACUUCCGGCUGCACUACAACUGCUUCAUCGGUUCGGACAUGACCAGCUGGCUUUUGGAUAAUUUUGAAGAUCUCGAAGACCGCGAAGAGGCCGAGGCUCUGGGCAGGCGCCUCAUGGUUUCGGACGACAAGGACGGGAAGAAAGAGGGGGGCUUGUUUGUGCACGUCGAAAGAAGGCACCCAUUCCGGGACGGGCAGUACUUCUAUCAGAUUAGCAGCGAGUAUGCGAAGCCACACCCGCCCAGCUGGUUCAACACCAAGCGGGGCCAGGGACCGGUCCCGUCGACGCCGACGACUGAGCAGCCACCGCGGGACGGACGACCAGGCUUCUCCCGGCCGAUAUCGAUCGGUGAGGAAGACUCGCCAACCUCGGGGUCGACGACACCGACGGCCCCGCAUGCACCGAGCGGGAAUAAGCCAAAGGUGAUGCUGAGCAGGGUCAUCAAGUACGAUGUGGACCACAGGAAGCGGUCGUACCGGCCCGAGAUCGUGGAGCUGCACUACGACAGGCUGCACAACCCGGACAAUUGCUAUCACAUCCGCGUCGACUGGAUGAAUGUGACGGCGAAGCUGGUCGAGGAUGCCAUAGAAAACUGGGGGCGUGAGGCUAGCCAGUACGGGCUGCGGCUCGUCGAGGUGCCCAUCGCCGAGGCGUGCGCCAUCAGCGAAUACAACCCCUUCCGGCGACCUUACCUGAUCAAGUUGGCCACGCCGCCACCGGACCAGUCACCCAUCACCUACUAUGACCCGACCUCAUUUACCCCCCAGGCACAGCCGGGCCGGCUGUUCUACCAAAAAGCCAUCCUCCGGAAAUUCGACUUCGUCCUCGACAUGGAGGCCGCAUCCAACUUCCCCAGCGACGUGGAGGUGUCGUACUCAUGGGGAAAGCCCGAUUUCAAGUACACGCAGUACAUCCACCGCUCAGGGUCGCUACUGGCCGAAAUCACCGACGACGGUCAUUUCCUGCUCCUCGCCAAUAGACUUUAUAGCAGCCGCGCGUUUGCUGCUCGUGAGAGGGAAAUGCAGAAGGAGCUCCGCGGCGAGCAUCAGCAUCAGCACCACCACCACCACCAGCAACAGCAGCAGCAGCAGCAGGGGCCUGCAGGAGUGGCAGGCACGCCGGGCUCAUACACGCCAUAUGGCCUGCCGACGCCCUCCUCUCCCGUAUCGUCCCCAGCCCUGCGGCCCACCACCAACACUGCCGCUUCGUCUUCCCUUCUCUCCCCGAGCAUCCGUCCCGUGCUCUCCGGACAAGCAGGCACUACUGGGACCCCAGGCCAGGGACAGCCGCAAUUCAGAAACAACAACAGCACUGGACAAGCCUGGUCGACCUGGACGACGCAGGAGCCGGAGUGGAUCAAGGACGAGCUGGAGGCGUUUUGCCGCGACGCGCAGGCGCUCGAGGCCUUCUACCGCGACCUCCGGACGGCGGCCCCGGCGUCGACGAACGCGGGCGGGCCGGCCGCUAUGACGCCUGCCUUUGCCCCGGCUGCUGCCGCCAGUACCAACGUACCCCCCGAGGGGAGCAUACCCGCCCUGGGGCUUCCGCCGGGAGUCCUGGCCGGUCCUCCUUCGUCCUCUGCUAGUGCGGCGGCGGAUGCAUCUUCUGCUGCCGCUGGUGGUGUCGGAGGAGAGGGAGGAACUGGCGGAGAGGGGGCUGCCGGACCGAGAGUGGCGAGUCCUAGCCCGGCCUAUAGGUCGGCCAGCCAGUUGCUGAGGAGAGGAAGCGUGCAGUAUGAGGGACUCCUGGCCGGCUUCUCGCUGAGGGGAACCAGGGAGGGGGGGGGGGAUAAGGAGAAAGAUCGAUAG